AUGACCGUGGUGACACCAACACCAACGAUCCUCCUCUUCGGAGGCUACACGGAGCCGUGGCUCGAGUCGAUCGACCGCAUCCACGAGCAGGCCGGCAAAUGCGCCUGGCUGCGCCUCUUCCUCGACGAAGUGGCGGCGGUCGUGAGAGCGGAGACGCGGCACAUGCAUCCCAAGAUCCGGGACAGUCUGGGCGCUAGUGGUAUCUUUUCUAGCGUUCAGGAGGUCGCGGACUUGUACCGCGAUCAUGAUGACGAUGUUGGGUUUGUGCAGUGUAUCAUGUCCUACAUUGUCCGGGCUGUGAUUUUAUUAAGAUGGGUCCAUGAUUCCCCAGACGCCUUGAAAGCAAAUUCCAGGCCCGAGGGACUGGGUAUCUCGGGAGGUUUGAUCAACGCCGCGGUCCUGGCAAUAUCAGACGACUUCGAGUCGCUUCGCGAAGCCAGCGUUGUGACCGCCGGAUUCGUAUGUCGCUUGUGCGAAGUUGCCGGUCAGGUCUCACGAGCCGUGGAAGACGGCGGCAGCGGCAGCUCCUCCUCAUGGGGCUGUGCGGUCGUGGGCAUCACGCCCGAGAAGCUGGACGGCAUCCUCCACCAGAUCCAGGAGAGCAGCAAAGUCCCAAGCCUGAAGAGAGCGCGGGUGGGCAUCCGAGGAGACCACUGGGGCACCGUUGUCGGCCCUCCCUCGGUGCUCGACGCGUGUUUGAAGGACUCUAGGUUGGGAGAUGUUGCCACGCAGAGGCUCCCUAUCUACUCGAUGCAGCACAACCAUGAGCUUUCAGAAUCACAUCGCGGGUACAUUGCGGGACAAUCAGCCCUGCAUCCUAGGUCUGUUCAUCCGGGAUUCCGCAUUUGGGGCCUUCGGGCUGCCGAUGAAGACGACGAUACGGUUCCUCCCAUCUACGCAAAUUGGGGCCAGCUGCUUCUGAAUGUGGCAGACUAUGCUUUUUCAAGACCGGUUGACUUGGUGGACAUGGUGAAGAGGUUGAACAACCGUCUCGGCGCAGAGUCUUGUCAAGGCGUGCAACUCUUGGUAAUGGGUCCCACGUGGUUUGCCGGCUCUCUCACCAGCAAGCUGAAAGCCACGGGAAGACGAGUUUCGGUCGCUCAUCACACCGAGCUCGGGAGCGAGACUCAUAAACCGGUAUCGCAGGAAGUUGAAGACAGCUACGAAGGUCGUAUUGCCGUGGUAGGUAUGGCCGCACGUGCUCCUGAGUGUGACGACCUGGAGGAGUACUGGAAGAUCAUCGAAACAGGUCGCGAUGUUGCGCGCGAGAUCCCCCCAGGCCGGUUUGACGCCGACGAUCUUUUCCAAUCCAAGCAGAGCCCCAAGUGCGUGUCAACGUGCAAGCUGGGCUGCUUCCUCGACAAGCCGGGACACUACGACUCGCGCUUCUUCCGCGUCUCGCCGCGUGAGGCUCUCAUCAUGGACCCCGGCAGUCGGCUGUUCCAGAUGGCGUGCCACGAGGCUCUCGAGUCGGCAGGCUACUCAUGCGGCACAACAAAGGCGGUAGAUCCGAGUCGUAUCUCCGUCCUCUUCGGCCAGAGCAAUGUGGACGGAUAUGAGACGGCACACCAUGAAAAAGGCUGCGACGCAUACACACUACAAGCCCUCGCGAGACCGUUUGCGGGUGGCCGUGUCGCCUUCCACUAUGGCUGGGAGGGCGCGACAUAUUCCAUCGACCAAGCCUGCUCGACUUCACUGUCGCUAAUCCACCUGGCUUGCCGAGGUCUGCUGGCGGGCGACCACGACAUGGUGGUUGCCGGCGCCGCCAACGUGCUGGCCUCGCCACAUGGAUGGUGCCUCCUAAGCAAGGCCGGCGUUCUUUCGGACACCGGAAAUUGCCGGACCUUCCGGGAUGACGCUCAGGGGUACUGUCGCGGCGAAUUUGUCGGUGUCGUGGUGCUGAAGCGCCUCUCUGACGCCAUCGCCCAUAAUGAUCGUAUCCUCUCCGUUAUCCCCGGCUCAGCGCGCAACCAGGCCGGUAACUCAGCUUUCCUCACGCAGUCAGAUUCAGGGGCCGAGGAGCGUGUGUUGCGCCAGACGCUACGACAGGCGCGACUCAGCCCGCGGGAUAUUGCGUAUGCUGAGAUGCACGGUACUGCAACUCCUGUUGGCGACCCAUGUGAGAUGACAGCCGUCGCGAAUGUAUUGGGCCGUAGACGUAGGACGCCGGCCGGUGGUAAGGAGGAGGCCGACGGCGGAGAUGCAGACCAGCCCCUGACGAUUGGAUCUGUGAAAGCAAACAUCGGCCACAGCGAGGCGUCUUCUGGAGUUGCCUCGGUAAUCAAGGCCAUCCUCAUGUUCCAGAAACAGAUGCUGCCGCCCCAAGCUGGCAUGCCACACGCCCUCAACAAGCAGUUUCCAUCACUGGAAGAAAACAAGAUCAGAAUCUUGAGCAAGGCCGCCCCGUUCCGCCCCGAGAGUGGGAAGAGAAGGCGUGUUCUCAUCAAUAACUUCGACGCUGCGGGCGGGAACACGGCCUUGGUGGUGGAAGACUUCCAAGGCCCGGAUACAAAGACCGUAACCUCUGGCCCUGAAAAUGAUCCGCGAUCAGCACACGUUGUGGUGCUCUCGGCACACACAGCUGCAUCACAUCAAGCCAACAAAUCCCGGCUGGCAAAAUGGCUUGCUGCGAAUCCGUCCGUUCGUCUCGAGGACGUCGCCUACACGACCACGGCCCGAAGGGUCCACCAGCCUUCUUUCCGCUUCUCUUGUGCCGCGUCUUCAACGAAAGAACUUAUCCAGGCACUGGAGUCUGACUCAAAACCCACAACGACCAAGAAAUCGCCCGUCAUCUUUGUCUUCACCGGUCAGGGCUCACACUAUGCUGGCAUGGGCGCCGAGCUGUACCGCAGUAGCACAGUCUUCAGGGACACUGUGGACCUUUGCCAACACAUAUGCCAAGGAUUUGGAUUUCCCCCCUUUUUGGACAUCAUUACCGGGGCCGGAAGCGGAGCACGAGCCGGAGCCGGAAUCGGAGGUGGGGCCUGGAACACGGCGCAGACGCAGCUUGCCGUACUGGCACUGGAGAUCGGCCUCGCUACCUUCUGGUGGCGGUUGGGCGUUGAGCCUGACCUGGUCAUGGGACACUCUCUGGGCGAGUAUGCUGCCCUCCAUGUGGCCGGCGUGCUCUCGCUUGCUGAUGCACUCUACCUCGUCGGUUCUCGCGCCACCUUGGCCAUGCAGAAGUGCAACAGCCAAGGUGUCUGCGCCAUGCUGGCGGUCGCGGCAUCCGCAGACGUCGUGCGAGACCUUCUGAGGAAUCUGGAUAUUGAUGCGGACAAGUGCUCCGUCGCUUGCGUCAACAGUCCCAGCGCGUCGGUUGUGAGCGGGACAGUCGACGCCGUAGCACGGCUCCAGGGAGCGCUCAUGAAGCAGAAGACGCGCUCGAAGGUCCUCCCGCUGCCUUUCGGCUUCCAUUCCUUCCAGGUCGACGCCAUCAUAGACGACUUCAUGGCGCUCGCGUCUGGUCCCGGCAUCACCUACACACUGCCGCCAAAGGUGCCCGUAGCCUCGACGCUCCUAGCCUCUAUUUUGGACGGAGAUGCUGCUGCUGGAAGUCUCAAGUUCGGUCCUGAAUACCUUGCCAAGCAAGCUCGAAACCCCGUCGACUUUGUUGGCGCGCUCCAUGCUGUUAAGGCCAAGUUCAAGGACAGCAGCCCGGUCUGGCUCGAGAUCGGCCCGAGCCAGGUGUGCGGCGCAUUUGUUCAGGAGACUCUCUCGCCGCCGACUGGCCAUGUCGUGUCGACGUUGAAGGGUACCGGUUCAAGUCCUUGGGCGGGCAUCUCCGAGUGUCUGGCCAGCCUGUACGUGAACGGUUGUGAUCCGGACUGGCUCUUGCUCCACGCGCCAUUCGAGAAGAACCUCCAACUACUCACAUUGCCGUCGUAUUCCUGGGAUACCAAGGACUUUUGGAUUGCCUACAAGGAGAACAAGUUACUAGAUGGAUCUGCUGCUGGUGAUGAUGGUGCCCCGGGACAUCUGGCCCGCCAACAGCCCAUCAUAUCCACUUGUGCGCAGUACAUCGUGGACAAGACCAAAGACAAGGAUGGCAAGACCCGCGUCACCGUCGGCGCUUCCACUGCAGUCCCAGGACUCUUUGCCAUGAUGGAAGGUCACCGCAUGCAAGGCGUGGGUCUCUGCCCUGGCUCCGUCUUCAGUGAGGCCGCAUUCGUAGCAGCCAAGUGCGCACUCGAGCAUCACAACGGCCGGAAGAUGGACGACAACUUCAACAUCAUGGAACGCUUCAGUCUCCAGAGAGCCAACCUGCGACGUCCUCUCACGGCAAGCAUCGCCGGUCUGGAUGGUGAGCUUCACGCCACAGCUGUCAUUGAGUCGGAGGGUGUUAUCCAGGUCUCAUUCAAGGCGCUGUCUCGGUCAUCAGCACGCUCGUUCGACCUGGGCCGCUGCGAAGUCAUUGUCCGCAGCGGCAAUCAGCCCAACGCUGACUCGGACUCCUUCUAUAUCAGAGCGAGAAUGCUUGAGAUGCAGCGGUCUUGCAGCAGCAGACUGCCAGCAAGCAUCUUCUACGCUCUGUUCUCGCAUGCCGUCCAGUACGCAUCCGACAACUACCGUUGCAUCAGGGAGGCGUUCGUCUCAGACGACUUUUCGGAGGCGGUGGCCGAGGUUGUACCUGUUCGCGACCCCGCUGACGUGACUUUCGUGGCGGGAUCACCUUACUGCGGCGAAACCCUGGCACAUCUGACCGGCUUCCUUGUUAACUGCCAUCCUAGCCGGUUCUCCUCUCAGACGGGCGCGAGCUCGAGCUCCAUCAUGGAUAGCCUCGAACGGUUUGAGCAAAUGGCCAAGAUCGAGCCUGGCCGGUCUUACUGGACUUACGCGCGAGUCUCUGAGAGGGGAUCUGACUCGGCCGUCUGCGAGGUUGUCGUCUUUGACGAUGCUGACAAGUUGGUCAUGAGGACCUGGCGGAUGAGGUUCCAUGAGGUUCCCAACGCGGCUUUGCUGCAAAACUUAGCUCCCGGCGCAGAUGGGAGACAGCAACAGGACCAGGGCCGCUCAGUGAAGGUUGGUGGAGAUGCCGUGAAGGUGUUGCAGACGCCUCCGCCGGCAGAGAAUUCCGAUAAGAUGGUGACAGAGACGGAUAAUGAGACGAGAGUCGAGCAACCGUCUGUGUCCCGGGAUCAAGACCCGCGUCUUGACGAUGGUAGCAGCCAACAAACUCCUGGCCAGGCCAAGGCCGGCUUGCUUCCAGUCAUCCUCGACAGUAUUGCCGAAGAGACAGGCUUGGACACGACGGAGCUGACAGAGGAUGCCGCGCUGGCUGACCUGGGCGUGGACUCUAUCAUGGCCGUGGAGAUUUGUACGCGGGUAAAGGAGAAGUCAGAUUAUCCUCUGUCUCCGCUGUUCAUGUUGGAGUAUCCGACGAUAGGUCACCUUGUCCGCUCGUUUGGUACAAAAAAACCGCUAGAACAACCAGCGAAGCCGCAAGAGGAAGAAACACCAGAAGAGCAAGAAGAAGAGGAGGAACAACAAAAGGCAAAGACGACCACGGCCUCUGUUCAAACUGGUGACUCUACGGCCUCCGGAGGGACGCCUGUAGCCGAGCGCACGCCAGAUUCGUCUUCGUCUUCAUCGGUAGUUGAUGAAAAGACCACCAGCGACGAGCCUCUUCCAAAAGCCCGAAUCACCAUGCUACAAGGCCGUCCACAGGCCGGCAAGGGGCGCCUGUACUUGGUCUGUGAUGGUGGCGGUAGCAUCGCCACCUACAUCCAUCUGCUCCGCCGCCAGUUUCCCCUACCCGUCUACGGCAUCGACUCCCCCUUCCUGCGCUACCCGUCGCGAAUGACGACACAAGUUGGCAUUGUCGGCGUCGCCAAGAUCAUGGUUGAAGCCCUCAUCGAGACACAGCCCAAUGCUGGUCUCUCCGAAGCCGAAGAGGACUCGAUAGUCAUCAGCGGCUUCUCCGGCGGGUCUCUCUUCUGCUACGAAAUGUGCCGCCAGCUCCUUGCACAAGGGCGGCGCGUGGCCGGAAUCGUGAUACUGGACAUGCGCUGUCCUCUUCCCCCGCCGCCGCCAUCAGCAGCUGCUUGGUCGGACGAAGAGACUUGGCCUAUCUUCUUCACCACUUCAGGAGAGCACUUCAUCGGUAAUACGCCGGGGUUCGACAUCACGGAGCACCUGCGCGCCAUGUUCAUGUGCGUCCUGGAUUACCACCCGCCGUCCCUAGCAGACGCCGGACCAGUUCUUCGCAUUCCCGCCGCCGUCGUCUGGUGCAAGGGAGGCAUGGUGGGCCGUCUCAGGCGGCGCCGGCCUGAGCUCGUCGCCAAGCUCGCCGACAUGGGCUACCCUGUCGAGCCGUAUCCGGGGUUCAUGGAGAACCCGAAGCUGGGCGCCGUGGCGUGGAGCCUGCCGGACAAGAAUUCAGAAACGGACCUGGGCCCCGGUGGUUGGGAUAAGUAUGUAGGCGCCGGUAAGGACGGCGAGUUGGGCAAGAAUAUGGUGUGCUUGGCUAUUGAGGGGGACCAUCAUGACGCUAUUGCCCCUACGGGGGCGCAUCGCUUGGCGGAGUCGCUGGACAAGGGUGUCAGGUUUGUGCUUGGAAAGAAAGGCUCUUCAACUUAA
Messenger RNA from Colletotrichum siamense, 6579 nucleotides. RefSeq names its product Non-reducing polyketide synthase hmp3 (gene hpm3). Gene Ontology annotation, molecular function: phosphopantetheine binding; fatty acid synthase activity. Gene Ontology annotation, biological process: fatty acid biosynthetic process; secondary metabolite biosynthetic process. The transcript has 2 exons. Bases 1 to 6579 code for a protein of 2192 amino acids. Lineage: Eukaryota; Fungi; Ascomycota; Sordariomycetes; Glomerellales; Glomerellaceae. The record is from RefSeq and is a predicted model, not a curated record.